Juglans regia (Persian walnut) is the source of this 1016-nucleotide messenger RNA. Its product is annotated as squamosa promoter-binding protein 2-like. The record is from RefSeq and is a predicted model, not a curated record. Gene Ontology annotation, cellular component: nucleus. NCBI's taxonomy places the organism in Eukaryota, Viridiplantae, Streptophyta, Magnoliopsida, Fagales, Juglandaceae. Gene Ontology annotation, molecular function: DNA binding. Bases 123 to 785 code for a protein of 220 amino acids. The transcript is spliced from 2 exons.
UCCUUCUCCCAACCUCUCCAUGGUUCUGACCCAUUGUCAUUACCCUCUUGCUCUUGCAUCCAAAACUCCCAACUUUCCCAGAAGUUUCUCUCUCCUAUAGAGCCCCAGAAACAGAGUUUUCGAUGGCUGAAAAAUCUUUUAAGAAAGAAGAGGAAGAAGAAGAGCAGGAACAAGAAGGUACUGAACGUUAUGAUGAUCAUGAUAAUGACGAAGAUGAAGAAGCCGAUGUUGAUGAGGGUAAUGAGGGAGAAGAAGAAGUUGAAAAGGAGGAUGAGCUGGGACUAGAGUAUGGAAGGAAGAAGGUGAUGAUAAGGGUAGUUUCAGCUGGACAGAGGCUUAGUGCUAUGGUACCCUUUAUGAAUGGUAGUAGUAGUAGUGGUAACAAUAUGAUCAGUGGCAUUGACUCAUUACAUUGCCAGGCUGAUGAAUGUGUUGUGGACUUGAGAAUGGGGAAGACUUAUCACAAGCGACAUAAGGUUUGCGAGCACCACUCUAGAUCCCCUGUCGUUUUAGUCAGCGGCGUCCGCCAGAGGUUUUGCCAGCAGUGUAGCAAGUUUCAUGAAAUUUCAGAGUUUGAUGAUGACAAAAAGAGUUGCCGGGAAAGGUUGGCUAGUCAUAAUGAGCGCCGGAGAAAAACCCCUUCAAAACUUAAAGCAGAGGAUGAACAGAAGCCAUCAGAGUGCAGAAUGAAUGGCAGCUUGCUGAAAGCCACGAGAAAUUCAAAUUGUGGUGAAAUGAGUGAUCUUCGAGGGAGCCCCAAUAUGAAGCAUUCUCGAGUUAAAUAACUGCAAGUUAGCCUCCAACUUUGUUUUAGAACAUUUAUAACUUCUUAUGUAUUAUCUUUGACAGGAAAGAUUCCUAUAUGCCUUGAGCAAUCUAGUGAUAACGGCCCAAGUCAAAGGGUUAUUAAUUUUAGUAGCAUGGGAUAAUUUUAGCUUCUUAUCUGUCAUGUUACUGAGUCCUGUACAGAAGUGACUUUUUUGUGGUAUCAUGGGUUAUUCAUUAAUGUGUAGUUG